Molecule: messenger RNA, 1588 nt
Organism: Alternaria alternata
Lineage: Eukaryota; Fungi; Ascomycota; Dothideomycetes; Pleosporales; Pleosporaceae
Product: Fe transport protein 3
Exons: 2
Coding region: 286-1560 (424 amino acids)
Biological process (GO): zinc ion transmembrane transport
Cellular component (GO): plasma membrane
Molecular function (GO): zinc ion transmembrane transporter activity
Source: RefSeq, a predicted model, not a curated record
GUGCUGAUCAGCAUGAUGCGGUUAGUGUCUCUUAUCCUACCGGCCCUCAAAGCAAUACAUAGUCUGCAAUGCCGAGCCUAUUGCCCCAUACCUCACAACAUCAGUUCGUUGCAUUUUGAGUUUCUGUUACUCUUUGAGAGAGUGUGUUGAGUUGCUUUCUUUCCUCUUUUCUCUUCUUCAUCUCUUUUUUUCUUGUUCAUCGUCGCCGGCGACGGGACUGCUGGCAAGUCUGGGAUUACUCCGUACAUUCCUUGAACCACACAUUUACCCAUUUUGUAAUUCGCAAUGGCCGACAUGGAGAAACCGCAGUGUGGCAGUGAGGCGGAUGCUGCUGCUUACGACUUUCCUCUGCACGUUGCUGCAGUUUUCAUUGUGUUCAUUGCUUCCAUCUUCGGUGCUGGUUUCCCAGUAGUGGCAAAGAAGAUCAAGUGGAUGAAGAUCCCACCAAAGGUCUUCUUCUUCUGCAAGCACUUUGGUACUGGUGUGCUCAUUGCCACUGCUUUCGUCCAUCUGCUGCCGACCGCCUUCGCGUCGCUCAACGACCCAUGCCUACCUGAUCUUUUCACCGAGAAGUACCCAGCUCUACCAGGUGUCAUCAUGAUGGGCUCUCUUUUCAUUCUGUUCGUGAUUGAGAUGUGGCUCCAUGCGAAGACUGGCGGUCACAGCCACGGAGGUGCAACAGGCGAAGCAUUCAACGGCGCACAACACUCGACCACCGGCAUCCAGGCCCAGUUCAACAACCCCAUCCGACGCGUCGACAGCUACGAUUCGCAAAAGACGAUGCUGGCUAUGCGGGACGAGAAGCGAGGAUGGACUCAGGAGUCAACUUACCCCGUCGACAACUUCCCGUUCCCCAAGAGCGAGAGCGACGAGCUCGAGGCCAAAUCUGAAAUGCCACCAUGGUUCAUCGUCUUCUACGAGCAGUAUGUGCGCCAGCGCGACGAGAUGCUUGCCACGAUUAACCGCGCCAUGCCUGCUCUCCCCAAUUAUCAACAGCAGCAGGCCGCUCCAGCGCCGCAAGAGAACUCAUACUUUGACGAUGAUGUCGAGCAGGCCGUUGACCCUCUCGUCCUCAAGAAGCAGUCCAUGCAGAUCACGCUGAUUGAAGGUGGUAUUCUGUUCCACUCCGUUUUCGUUGGCAUGACCAUUUCCAUCACAGCCGAGGGCUUCAUCAUCCUUCUCAUUGCCAUUGUCUUCCAUCAAAUGUUCGAAGGUCUCGGUCUCGGCACGCGUAUCGCGGAUGUUCCCUACCCUAAGAACAGCUGGAAGCCCUGGGCUCUCGUUGUUGCUUUCGGUACCACCGCGCCCAUUGGCCAGGCCAUCGGACUCUUCACUCGUGGAUCUUACGAUCCGAACUCGGCAUUUGGACUUAUUAUUGUCGGAGUAUUCAACGCUAUUUCCUCUGGUCUGCUCAUCUACGCUGCCCUCGUUGAUCUGUUGGCUGAGGACUUCCUCUCUGAAGAGGCUCAACACACAAUGACUGGCAAGACUAAGACUACUGCGUUCUGCUACGUCCUCAUGGGUGCAGCUGGUAUGUCCAUUGUCGGAGCCUUUGCUUAAGCGCGCACAGUCACAGCUGUGCUGAGCG